CUUCGAGCCCUUCUUGGACGCCGGGGCGGAUUUUGCCGGCUCAGGCAUAACGGCAAGCACGAGCUGCAGAGACCACCACGAACGCAAACACAGCAGCGGCACCGAGGUUACCGGAAGCCACUCGGUACUUAUAGAGGCUGUACGCAAAUUAAGGUUCGGAUUACGCCGCGUUGCGAUUCGCGAGUUUUCAGCGGCUCUCUUGCGAGGGGGACGAGGUUAUGUAAAUGAGCGGAUUCUGGUUGAGCUAUCCUAUUGGUCAGCAGGACAAAGAUGUGUUUUAGCCAAUCAAAUUGCUCCGUAGACAAGCGCCGUUCUGCCUAUAAAAGGGUGAAGCGGCGCUGUUAAGAGUGAAUUUGUUAGCCGUUAAACGGGGGUAUUUUGCAGUGCCAGUGGCUGUCAUGUCUGGUCGUGGCAAACAAGGAGGCAAGACUCGCGCCAAGGCUAAGUCGCGGUCGUCCCGCGCAGGUCUGCAGUUCCCGGUGGGGCGAGUGCACCGCUUGCUGCGCAAAGGUAACUACGCCGAGCGGGUGGGAGCCGGCGCGCCGGUGUACAUGGCGGCAGUCCUCGAGUACCUGACCGCGGAAAUCCUGGAGCUGGCGGGCAACGCGGCCCGAGACAACAAGAAGACGCGCAUCAUUCCUCGUCAUCUGCAGUUGGCCAUUCGUAAUGACGAGGAGCUGAACAAGCUGUUGGGCAAAGUUACCAUCGCCCAGGGCGGCGUCUUGCCGAACAUUCAGGCCGUGUUGCUCCCCAAGAAGACGGAGAGCCACCACAAGGCGAAGGGCAAGUGAGGCCGGUCUUCGGAAGCCCUCCCAAGCCCCUUACCUGAAGGGGCACCUGUGAAAUCAAAGGCUCUUUUCAGAGCCACCCACGUUUUCAAAUAAGAGUUGUUCCAACACCUA
Lagenorhynchus albirostris (white-beaked dolphin) is the source of this 902-nucleotide messenger RNA. Its product is annotated as histone H2A type 2-A. The record is from RefSeq and is a predicted model, not a curated record. The transcript has a single exon. Gene Ontology annotation, cellular component: nucleosome. NCBI's taxonomy places the organism in Eukaryota, Metazoa, Chordata, Mammalia, Artiodactyla, Delphinidae. The coding region runs from base 399 to 791 and encodes 130 amino acids. Gene Ontology annotation, molecular function: protein heterodimerization activity; DNA binding; structural constituent of chromatin.